CUGGCCGACAGUUUCUCGUCGUCCGCCGCGCCGCGUGCACGCCUUGUGAUGCGCUCCGCGCUUUGACGCGAGAUGGCCUCGUCUACGACCGGCAACAUCGUCACAGAGUGGUUGCGUUCGCUCCACUUGGGCCAAUAUGCGGAAAGUUUUAUUGAUAAUGGUUACGAUGAUUUGGAGAUCUGUAAACAGGUCGGAGAGCCAGAUCUCGAUGCGAUCGGUGUACUCAAUCCUGCACACCGUCAACGGUUGUUGCACUCAGUAAGAAGUUUACGGGAGGAAGGUGCAGCCGCUGUUUACUUCACCCUCGAAGAAGCAACAGCUGCCAGGGACUCGUGCAGAUGCGAGGAAGAGUCUCGUAAAGAGCAGGCAACCGUUUCAAUCGAACCAGCAAAGUAUGCUGACGAGUAUGAGGAGGGAAAAGCUGAACUUGUCAAAAUUCCACGAAUGCAACUGAAGCGACUUCUUCGAGAACGUCUCGCUCAAGAUGGCAUACGCCUGAGUCUGCAGCCCUAUUCAACUACGGAUGGGGAUCGAGGCUAUUUGGAAGGUUUGGCUUCUCGUUACGCAGACCUAUUCUCCACUCACUACGGCGACGUCCUGGACCAUCUCGAAGAACUUCGCAGGCACGAAUGGGAUGAGAUGUCUCCUAGGAUGAGAGUCUUGGGGGGCCCUGGUACCCCCCAAACUCCACCUUCAGCCAGCCCAGGCUCCUUGGCCCUAAAUAAUCUGACCACGUCGCAUUCCCAGCCCAUUUACGUGCCAGGAAAAUAUUCGCCAUCAAGCUGCCUAACGGAUAAAGAAGAAGAUGAGAUCUACGGUUUCGGGUACGGCGUGUUCGGGAAACAGAUGUUGCAACGUCAACAGCAACAAAAACAAUUGUUGCUAGCUCAACCGUCCCAGCCCUUGAUUCAUAAUCAGCAACACAAUUAUCAAAGUUGUCUAAGCCCGCGUUCGGCCUACUUCUACGAGUUUCCGCCAAGCGGUGAGUUUCACAAUAAUUGUCUGGGGACAGCUAAGAAGAAGGUGACGACGUUCUCGAGACUGCUUCGUGGACUUAAAUCGCACAGGAAAGAAAAACACGGAUCCUGUUCGCCGAAGCAUACGCAUAGCCCGCGGCAGAUUUUGCCUCCUCAGAGGGUCGACACCCCGGACAGCGUGCUACAAAGUGGGUUAGGCCUGGGGCCAGGGCCGGACACAGCCCUGAGGUCCAUGGUUGACCCGAGAGAUUAUGAUCGCCUCCGCUUCUUACAAAUGACUUCCACCCAACCAAACACGUUUGAGGAAACUAUACAUAGGUUGAAAGUACAAGAAGCAAUGAAAAAGAAAGAUAAAAUUGCAAGGGAACAAGAAGAGAUUCUGAGAGACAUACGACACGGUCUUAUGAAUAUGGGAAGAGACGGCGUCCGGGGUCCUUUUGGAGACGACACGUACAUGUACGACGACGAAGCUAGAGGUCUAUCAGGCAGAGGACAUUGGUAUGACGAACCGCCCUACGAAAGCGACCCUGAAGAUUUCCUAAUGGGCGGAGGUGCUCCAGCAGCAACUUUUCAAAACGGACGAGUAUGCUUCACUCUCAAUCUUCGCAAUGACGCAAGAGGUGAAGGCGUGAUAUCUCUGAGAAGUGCCGGAGAUAUAAGUUUAGCGAGAACCCCUCGGAGGGGAUUAAUAAUUCCGCAAAGCGGCCCCUACCCCACAACCGUGAUCCCCUUGCGAACAGCGAGAGAUCGAGAAAGCGGGGAUUACGCGGCGUCUGACAUCCAAUCUAUAGGAUCGAGGCUAUCUGGCAUCUCGUUAGAAUCAAACAGGUCCGAACGGGAUUCCAGGCGGGGCUACCGCCAAAUGUCUGGCUAUCGGAUAGGAACAGACCCAUUAUCCCCGGCUUCAUCAGAUUAUGAAGACCAAGAAAGCGAAACGGACUCUCAACAUAUAGCUACCGUACAUAAGUCUGCUGAAGAUUGCGAAGGAGUUUCUAACUUGGCGGGGAAAGUUAGGGGACUUAGACAAGAUGUUCAGAGAAAAAUCUCUCGGUUACGUCAGGAAAGAGGUCCCGAAGGAAAUGAUAGGAGAACAAGUGCAGAUCAAGCAUUUCCUUGUUCUAAUAGUUCUUUUGAAAGUCUUCCCAGCGGAUCUGGCAGUAGCACACAGGCACUGGUUCGCGCCGGUAGUAAUCAUUCAUCUCUCUCGGCAGAAGAAAACAUAGAAUUAAGUCCGGCCGGGCGGAGUUUACUAGUGCCGCAAAUGCUGUGCCGUGCUCGAGCGCUCGUCGAUUACCUACCCAAUAUUUAUGAGAAAGAUGCUCUCAGAUACAAGAAAGGAGACAUCAUUGAAGUAAUUAACAUGAACGCAUCGGGAAUCUGGCGCGGUGUUUUAAACAACAAAGUUGGAAACUUUAAAUUCGCAAACGUGGAGGUUUUAUCUGAAAGAGACACCGUUCGCUCUAGAUCGUCAAAAUGGUGUAAAAGUCGCGAAAGACUCUGGGAGACGCGACCGCGGACUGUUGAAGAAUUGUUACGAAGAAUAGACCUACCGGAAUAUACACUGGCGUUUUCUCGUAACGGUUAUGAAGACAUUGAGCUGUUCAAAGAAAUCGAACCAUCUGAUCUAGAUUACUUAGGUAUAAUGACACCAGAGCAUCGGACACGUAUUCUUGCUGCAGUCCAAUUGUUGCAUCAGCUGGAAAGUGAGUUGGUAUUCUUUUAUUUUUUUCUAAUAAUCAUCAUCAGCAACAUCAUAUACCAAAACAUAAUGAUGUGUAUUCGCACGUGCACAGGUGGAGAAGCUGACGGUGAAAUUGACGGUGGCGGUUCCAGUUCCGAAGGAGGAGACUCGCCGUUUGGUCGACGACAGUUCCCUCGUGAUUCCGGUUGCUACGAAGGAGGAGUAGGCGUGGGCGGCGUCCGCGUCAGAACAUCACCACUAGUACACCGCACAGACGAACCCAAUCAACGGCCCCCCGAGCCCGCACCGCAAGCCAAACGCUCAAUCAGACGGCGACAGCCUGAUGACGCCGAAUGCGACAGAAUAGAACGUUAUCCCGGUACAGGAGCUGAGCGAACGGCUGUACGCACGGGUGGGUUGCCUGGCGGGGCUAGAGACGACACCUGCGAAUCUGACCACCGGCUGAAUGUCGUUAAGUUUGUGGCCGGCGGUGAGCCCUGCGCUUCAGAGAAGAGCAGCGAUUCGGGAGUGAGUAGUUCUUCGUUGAGUUCGGCUCAUCCUCAUCGUCCAUGAGCGCGGCCUGCCGCAUCCGCGCUUUUAUAGGCACUGGCGCGGGUGCGUGCGCAGGUCGCGCCACCCUAUAUCCCCGCUGACAAAAAACCCUCCACUAUACUCGAAUGUGAAUAAUGAUUCAGAAGCUCCAGAAGAUUCAGAUUUACUGGUGGUAGGACCUCUUGUGAGUCCGCACGGCUAGGUUCCACCACCCCGCCUAUUUUUACCGUGAAACAGCAAUGCGUUUCGGUUUGAAGGGUGGGGCAGCCGUUGUAACUAUAGUGAGACCUUAGAACGUGUAUCUCAAGGUGGGUGGCGCAUUUACGUUGUAGAUGUCUAUGAGCUCCAGUGACCACUUAACACCAGUUGGGCUGUGAGCUCGUCCACCCAUCUAAGCAAUAAAAAAAAGCGACGAGUAACAUUCAAUACCUUUGGCUUCAGUUAACAAGCGUUUUUUUCCGUGUUUUAUUAAUGAUCUAACUUUGCACAAGACUGAAAUAUGUUUACAAAAUUUAAAUAAAACUUGACCAUCCAAUUUAAUGGUGUUUAAAAUCAUUAAUUUGGAUUUAUGUCCACUUAUAUCUUCUCCGUAACGUUUAUGCUUAAGUAGCCUCUAAGAAGACCUUUUUGUAUUACUUAAAGACUGACCUAAGUUGAAGUAAUAAUCAUUUGAAGGCUGUUAAAUUAAAAAAAAUACAUUGUAAUAGUUAAUUAUUAUCUUGAUCAUCAACAGUAGUAAAAAUCAAAUAAUGUAAUGAGUGUAGAUUUUUUAAACUGUUAACAAAUUACGACAAUCACUAAUUAGUUAGUGCAAAAAUUAGUGUAAAUAUAUUAUUAAAAAUAAGUUGCUUUUAUAAAUUUAUAGGUGAUUUUUUAUAUUAUUUUUUCAUUCCUUGUUAAUAUUAAUAGGCAUAUCAAAACUGCAAAAACAUCUAAAAUUCAUUUAGCUUUAGUUUUCAUUUAUAAACUAUGUACCGUGUACACUGUUCAGGUUUUCACAGGAAUGAAUCGGAGAGAUCGACAGAUGUUGUAAAAAUGUAAGAUAAUGAUUUAGAAUGUUUAGGAAACUUUGAACAGAGUAUAAAAGAGUAGAAGUAAAUGCAUUUAUGAUUUCGUAGCGAAGGCAAUAAUUCGGUUUAAACAACUGACGCGUUCAAAGCGCAUUCGAUAGCAAUAAUUGUAAAUAACUUAGUAGUUAGACUAAUGAUUGGUACAUUUGAGAUUCUUUUGUUGUUUUAAAGAAAGCUUUGUGGUUUUGUAGCCUAUACAGGUUAGGCUUAGGUUAGUUCGAGUGUGAAAUUCAGAAUUUCGCCAAGAUCUUCCGAGUCAUUGUUUGUUUGACUCAGUUUUACGACUUCUGCACUUGUGAGUGGGUUCACUCGUAAAAUUCCAAGUGGCCUGUCAAACAUAGUGACUGGGCUGUAACUAAUAUUAGUUUUUUUUUUUUUUUUGCGUGGUUCUUUUGUGGCAUGGAAAAUGCGAUGCGUCUUGUGAUAAAUCGUUUUUCUACUGUUUUUUUUUCUCUUCAUAAUGUACAUACAUUUGUUUAACAGUGAAUUUUUAUAUCUACAAAUUUUUUAAAUAUAUUGUUUCCAAGAUCUUACUAGUCGAUUUUAAUUUUGUAAUUAAAUUAAUAUUGAAAUAUAUUUUCCCAAUUAAAUUAAAAACGAUAUUUACUUGAUCACAUUUAUUUAUUACAGUAUUUAAAUUUCAUAUCACCAUUCGUGUGCCGUCUUCUAGGGCACUUUUAAGUUUUUUUUUUUCUUAAAAGAAUUGUAAUUUUUGUUUUUUUUGCGAAAAACUGUUUGUGUUUCUAUUAAUUCUAUUAAUAUUCUAUUUGAGAACGGUUGGGUUUAUGGCGUAUUAACAAGAUCGGACCAGCACAAGUGCAAAAGUAACUAGUUGAAUAUUUAGCAUUGCCCGUGGUUGCUCUCGUGUAGAUCCUGUAUACAUUAUGUUAAUCUUCCCUUUUCAACUACGAUCGUAAACUAGUCCGAACUAUUAAAUGUAUAUAGAUAAAUGUUUGUUACUUGUAUAUUGUAGAUAGAACAUAAUAUUACAUUUUCAUUUGGAAUUUUAUUCGAUUUCUUAUUUAAAAUUUACAAGAAAUUUAUAACUUAUUUAAAACGAAAGCUCAGUUAGUUCGACUUGUCCAUACAGUUUACCUAUUUUUUAAUCAUUCUUUUUUUUUAAUAAUAAUGAUAUUAUUAUGUGAUCCGGGAUGCUUUUAUUGAUUCUCGCGAAUUAUUUGUAGCGGAAUAUUUUGCAUUUAAAAUAAAUAAUAUCAUUUCGUAGCCAUAUUUAUAUAUUAUAUAUAUUUUUUUAAACAAACCUUAAUCGUAAGUUUACAAAUCUGUUUAUGAACUAUGGAUCCUAAAUAAAUAAAUCCGAAAAUUAAUAAA
Bombyx mori (domestic silkworm) is the source of this 5612-nucleotide messenger RNA. RefSeq lists its product as uncharacterized. NCBI's taxonomy places the organism in Eukaryota, Metazoa, Arthropoda, Insecta, Lepidoptera, Bombycidae. The transcript is spliced from 12 exons. Gene Ontology annotation, molecular function: protein binding. Bases 73 to 3231 code for a protein of 1052 amino acids. The record is from RefSeq and is a predicted model, not a curated record.